This is a messenger RNA of Cooperia oncophora, 390 nucleotides long. Lineage: Eukaryota; Metazoa; Nematoda; Chromadorea; Rhabditida; Trichostrongylidae. The record is from the annotation of a GenBank genome assembly.
AUGAACGAAGAUGAUUGGAAUGAAAUGUGUAAAAGUCUUGUUGGAACAGCAUUGACAGAUGGAGAGACUGAAUUUGUUGUUGACCUCUUCAUUCCAUUAAUGGAAUACGACGUAUUUUGUGAAGUUAUGUGCUCUGAGCUUAUGACGUUGUGCACGGCAUUCGUCAUGGACGGACCGAGUGGGAUCGGUAAUAUUCCAGCGUUUCUGGGUGCAAUCCUGUGUGCCAACUGGCCUCGCCAUAUGUCAAAGGCUAUAGACACAAUUAAUCCCAUAUUGUACACGUCGGUUUCCGUUAUAAAAGGUUGGAUAUUAGUGCUAGAAGAAGAUAAUGAGGUAAGCUUUGCGCACAGGGGACUCGCCAUUAGUUCUGCUAGAGCAUUGAGCAAGUAA